CGUCGCAUGAUUGGCUAUUUGUCUCAUUACAUUCCGGUGGCAGUUCAUGUCUUUUAUUGGUGUUUCCUGAUAGUAAAGUGAAUAAAAUGCCAGUUGGGAUUUCAUUAUUUUACGGCUUCCUGAACUGGUGCCACUGUCUGUUUAUUUUGAAAGGUUAAACCGGAAAUUGCCUCUCCUACACGCUGUCAGCCUUGACACGCACUGUUGCUUAGUGUAGAAAACCUGGAGCUGCCGUGUGAGCGCUCUCACACUGAGUGAAGUGAUGGGAGUCUACUGUGUUCCUGCGUUGGCUGCUGCUGCUGAAGAAAUGCUGCCAAUAAAUGUUUAGUGAUUUUUUUCUAGUUGAAAAUUAAACUAUUUUAAAUAUUUUUUUCUGAUGUACACGUCGUAGUGAACCAGGAGGUGCUGGAGGAGGUUUAGUGUCCCAGUUGACUAAUUCAUGUUUGGGAAAUUACGCACGGACGGCGCAGCACAGAGCCAUGGCACAGGAGUGAGGCGCCUUCGCCAAAAUGCCAGCUGACUGGAAUAUAACUUUCCCACGGCGGUCCUAUGGAAUAUAGUCCGAUUUUACACAGCAUACAUGUUGUGCCAUCAUCCCACGUGAAAAACAGACACUUUGUCUUCUGCAUCAUGCUGUCCCUGUGGGUCUACAUGAUCUACUGCUGUGUGGACUACUGCUCGACGGCGACGAACGUGACCUUCCGCUCCGUGAGUAAAGCCGAGGGCGAGCCAGAAGUUGAUAACCAGGGCUCCUCUUUAGGAGCGCCCAGGGACUUGCUGAAUAACGAGAACGACUUGGACAGCAGAGGAGACGAGUGGGAUGAGGUCAGGGGUGAGGCCAGGGUGUUGGAUGAUAACUCCCUGUCAGGUUCCCUCAACGAGUCGGAGAGUAAAAAGCUGCCACAGGCGAUCAUCAUCGGGGUGAAGAAGGGAGGAACCCGGGCGCUGCUGGAGUUUCUGCGCCUGCAUCCGGACAUCAGAGCCGUGGGAGCAGAGCCGCAUUUCUUCGACCGCAACUACGACAAAGGGCUGGAGUGGUACAGAGAACUGAUGCCAAAGUCGUCGGAGGGCCAGCUGACCAUGGAGAAGACCCCCAGCUAUUAUGUAACCAAGGAAGUCCCUGCUCGGAUAUACACUAUGUCUAAAGACACAAAGCUGAUUGUGGUGGUGCGGGAUCCCAUCACACGAGCCAUCUCAGAUUACACCCAGACUCGCUCCAAGAAGCCCGACAUUCCCUCCUUCGAGAGCCUGACCUUUAAGAACGUGUCAGCAGGUCUGAUCGACACCACGUGGAGCGCCGUUCAAAUUGGCAUGUACGCCAAGCACCUGGAGCGCUGGCUACAGUUCUUUCCUAUGGAGCAGCUGCUGUUUGUGAGUGGAGAGCGAUUGAUAAGCGACCCUGCUGGGGAGAUGGCUCGAGUUCAGGACUUUCUCGGGCUGCGCAGGGUAGUGACGGAGAGGCAUUUUCACUUCAACCCCGCAAAAGGCUUCCCGUGCCUUAAGAGGCCCGAGGCCAACAGCAAACCACACUGUCUGGGCAAAACCAAAGGCAGGACUCAUCCUAAUAUUGACCCAGAGGUGGUCCAGAAACUGAGGGACUUUUACAAACCCUUUAACAGUAAAUUUUACAAGAUGACUGGUCAUGACUUUGGCUGGGACUGAAAUAAGAGACUGAAACGACAGAUUCACGCUGGUUCCUUUAGUGUUUUUUAAACCAUGCUGGAGACAUUGUUAUUUAGUGUAUAUGCAGUAUUUGGUGGAUAUGUAAAAAGUCAGAUGUCUAUUUUAUGAUAAUUUAUUGUUGACUCACUAAGCUGCCUAACCAGGUUUACUUCAGAUUAUUUCAAAUAUUUCAUUUCGUUUCCAUUUCCAGUCUUUUUUCAAAGCACAAUAUUUUUUACGGGUAUUUCAAGCAGGGUCAGUUUUAACCCCCUACCAUUUUAAAAUGCAAUAUUUUGGCUUCACUCUAUGAUGUUUUAAUGUAGAUGUGACCUUUCCUCCACCUGAAAACUGAUAAAGAUCCAACCUCCCCAACAUCUGUAAUAUCCCUUUAACAUCUGCCUGACCCUCACAGGUCUGUGGAGCCACUUAGUCAGGUCAAUACGGGCCACAGCUGAUCCAGUGGCUCUUGCCAGGUGGAUCAAUACGGUAAUAGCUCCUAAUCAUGUCAGUUAGACCUGAGUGAUGGCACGCCUGGAUCUCUGCAGCACUGCAAUAAAACACAGGUCCAUUGAUCACGUGCAGUUUUGUGUCUGACCCUUAAGCCAACCUCAAGUUAAUUUCAUAAUAUACGGUAAAUUUCCACUGCAGUGUUUUGACCCGACCGCUAUUUAUACUGCUUCUACAAAGGAAUGUUGGUUGGAAUCCAAUAGAGUCUCCUGUCACGAUGAGUUCUUUGGAUGGUUCUUAUCCUUUUCCCCCCAAAUCCCAGCUUCACAAUGUCUAAUUAUUCACUGCCCUUGUGCAAGGCAACAGUUCCCAUGUCAGACUGAAACAGCACACACACACAGAGUGUGUGUGAUUCUGUGCAGUCGUUGACACUAGAUCUGUAAAUGAUACACGACAAUUUGCAUAAAUCCAAUGCAUUUUAAGUUGAGUUCAAACCAACAUUCCUUCACUUGGUUCAAGUCUUUACUUUUAGGUUUUAAACGGGGUUGAGUUUUAUUCAACCUUCGUGUCAGCUUUUUCAGCAGAGGUCAUUUUUUUUAAUGGCCCUGUUGUGGAAGCGGCUCUACUAUGCUGUACAUGUUGCUUUACGAACAUGAAUCCAAAACAGGUUAGACUGAAAAAGGUGUAGUUCUGUCAUUUUUUUAAUGGUGCAAGAAAUAAAUGCUUUAUCAAAUCUUA
Molecule: messenger RNA, 2847 nt
Organism: Cynoglossus semilaevis (tongue sole)
Lineage: Eukaryota; Metazoa; Chordata; Actinopteri; Pleuronectiformes; Cynoglossidae
Gene: hs3st3b1a
Product: heparan sulfate (glucosamine) 3-O-sulfotransferase 3B1a
Exons: 2
Coding region: 550-1662 (370 amino acids)
Molecular function (GO): [heparan sulfate]-glucosamine 3-sulfotransferase activity
Source: RefSeq, a predicted model, not a curated record